Candoia aspera is the source of this 2069-nucleotide messenger RNA. RefSeq names its product keratin, type I cytoskeletal 16-like. The record is from RefSeq and is a predicted model, not a curated record. Gene Ontology annotation, molecular function: structural molecule activity. NCBI's taxonomy places the organism in Eukaryota, Metazoa, Chordata, Lepidosauria, Squamata, Candoiidae. Gene Ontology annotation, biological process: intermediate filament organization; epithelial cell differentiation. Gene Ontology annotation, cellular component: cytoskeleton. Bases 528 to 821 code for a protein of 97 amino acids. The transcript has 6 exons.
AUUGUAGACUAUUUGGAAUUUAUUCUCAAUCCAAAAUAGUUUGCUGCAUUUUGGAUGCAGCAUACACCUGUGGGAACUUUGGGUUCUUGAAAUGACUUACAUGCAAUUGUUCUGAAGACAAGUUCUGCCUCUGAAUGAAAUGCCAUCACCUCUGGACCCAGAGGCCUCUACACAUUGCACAUUAUGCCUGGGGUAAAACCAUGCCUACUACUUUUUCCAGCCACAGGGUGUCCUUCCCUGGAAGUAUCCAGGGUCCCAGGGAAAGAAGCCUGCUUGCCUUAGGCAGGUCUCAGAGAGUGCCAAGGGCUACUGGGAACAUGGCUAAGGAUGGACUGACAUGUGGUUAUAGGCAGGCAUUUAUGGACACAGAUAUUUUGGACAUGAAUGAAAAGGGCACCAUGAAAAAUCUGAAUGACCCCCUGGCUGCCUACCUAGACAAAGUGCUCUCCUUUGAGAAAUCUAACAUGCAACUGGAGCAGAACAUCCAAGAGUUCUAUAUGAAAUGAGCAUCAACUGGUACCCAUGAUAUGAGUGACUGUUUCAAUGCCAUGACACAGCUGAAGUCCAAGAUUCAGAAGGAGAAAAAUGCUGGACUGCUCUUACAGAUUGAUAAUGCCAGACUUGCUGCUGCUGAUUUCAUGUUGAAGAGGUGGCUUCUCUCCAGGGGUGCCUGGGGGGGCACUGUCAAUGUGGAGGUUGACUCCAUUCCUGGCACUGAUUUACAAAAAAUCCUGGGUGAGAUCCGUGACCAGUAUGAGGGUGUCUUGGAGAAGAACCGCCAGGAAGCUGAAGCUCUGCACCAAUCCCAGAGCCUUCCGUAAGCCAUCGGGUGAAGACUGUCGCUGAAGAACUGGUAGAUGGCAAGGUUGUGUGGAGGAGGUGGAGGAGGUGGAGCACCAGCGUUGAAAGAUGCUGCCUUCUCUCUAGGAGUGGUGACGGUGCAAUGAUGAUGGCGAGGAAGAGGGGGAAGGGAGCACAGCUCUGUAUGACUUUUUCCUAUUGAUUUCAUAUAAAAAUCUUGGCCUGCAAAUAAGUGAACCUUUCAUUUAUGCCAAGGUAUCUGCUGGCUCUGGCUUUUAAAAUUAGUUAGUGGGUUUGAAGUUUUUGAAUCUUAAUAUCCACAGCUCCCUUGGAUUCUUCUGCAUAAUCUGCUAACCAUGUCUUGGAGACACCACACUAACUGGUUUUAGAGGACAUGUCCUAAUGACAUAAUCUUCAUUCAUUCUUAGCUGUUCCAGUUUUAAAGCAGCAUUUUCUGCUUUCUCCCAACACAAGCCUUGGCAUAUGGGUGAUCUACAGCACCUCAGUCAGGAACCUGGUAAUGGUGUGGUCAGGGACUGGGAUCUGCUGAGUUACAAUUGGCCAGUUGAGACUGCUGCAGAUAUAUCCCCUUUCCUCUAGUAAUUGGACAAUGCCCUCCACGGCCAUUCUGCUUGAGCUGAAGGAAAAACCGAACGCUUGGUUUCCAUGGAGGCAUUUGUCAGCGUGAUGCCUACUGCAUGCCUCUCAAAACACCAUUCAGGCAUUUGGUGGGCUCCUAAUAGAUACAGGUAUAUUGGUCUUCUGAAAGACUAUUAGACCUGUGGUCUUUUUUGAAUGAGACUUUUUAUGAUUAUUCUCCUCUUUGGGCUCAUUUGGAGAGUGUGUAAUACCUUUGAAAUCUUGGCAAGUUUUAACUACUAGGUACUGGGAUCUUCACUGCCAACUUUGAAAGCUACUAAGUAGCACAUAUGAUUAUGAAUAGGUAAUUGGUUACAUUUGGACCCUCAAUCACAUGAGAAACUGUGAAAUAACCCACAUUUGAAAAUAUUAGGGAACUUGUUUUAUUGAAAUUCUUGAUCUGAACAAGGGAUUAGUAUUUUAAAUCCGUUGAUUUCUAAUGAUUGUUUUAAAGAUUUUGCGAUACUUGUUUUAAGUUUGACUUACCUAUAAUAUGUGCUUGGCAGUAUAUAUGAAAUAUCUGGAAUCUAUAGGACUGCCUCCUCUGACCAGAUUCAACCAACUGGGGAUAUCAAGAGAGCCAAAGCUAGAAAGUGCUGCUUCUCUGUAGUUGCACUGAUACUAUGGAG